Molecule: messenger RNA, 1535 nt
Organism: Exophiala xenobiotica
Lineage: Eukaryota; Fungi; Ascomycota; Eurotiomycetes; Chaetothyriales; Herpotrichiellaceae
Exons: 1
Coding region: 109-1293 (394 amino acids)
Source: RefSeq, a predicted model, not a curated record
AUCCUCCGUCAACAAGAUAUUGAGAUCUUAAGGUCAAGGACCGAGCGUCAGCAUUGACUUCUGCAGACUUUGCGUGAUUUCCCAACAACCACAGCCAUUGUAAAUAACAUGACGUCCAGCGCAGUCCAAGGUCACUGCGACCCCCAGUUCGACGAAAUCAAGAGGCUCUUCCAGGGAUACCUUGACUCGGGCGCCGAACUGGGUGCCUCCAUCACUGUCAACGUCGCAGGCCACGAUGUCGUCGACCUGUACGGCGGCUGGGUCGACUCGGCCCAUUCCAAGCCCUGGCAGCAGGACACGAUAGUCAACGUCUACUCGACGACCAAGGAAAUCACAUCCUUCGCGGCGCUACUGCUCGUCGACCGCGGCCAACUGGACAUCAACGCGCCCGUGGCGCAGUACUGGCCGGAAUUCGCGCAGAACGGCAAAUCCAACAUCUUGAUCCGACACCUCCUCUCGCACACGUCCGGCGUCGCAGGCUGGCAGGAACCCGUGACCGUCGACGACGUGCUCGACGUGCCCAAGUCCACAGCCCUGCUCGCCGAACAGGCACCAUGGUGGUCGCCACCAGGCACGGCGGCAGGCUACCACAGUCUGACGUACGGCCAUCUGAUCGGCGAAGUCGUCCGACGCAUCACGGGCAAAACGCUGGGCCAAUUCAUGACGGACGAGAUAUGCAAGCCGCUAGACGCCGACUUCCAACUCGGCGCCCGCGAAGAAGACUACGCACGUGUAUCCGACGUCGUCCCACCACCGGUGCCAGCUACACUGCCGGUCAUGCAGGCCGGAUCGAUCAAGUACAAGGUCUUCACCAACCCUGUGCUGGACAGCAACGGGGCCAACACACGGGCGUGGCGACAGGCCGAGAUGGGCGCGGGGAACGGCCAUUCGAACAGCCAGGGCCUCGCGCGGAUCUUGUCCGUCAUAUCCCUGGGCGGGAAGAAGACGCGAGAUGAUGAUGGGACGGGGACGAGGACGACGCCCUUCCUUUCGCCCAGCACCGUCGACUUGAUUUUCCAAGAACAGUUCAAAGGCACCGAUCUGGUCAUCGACCUGCCCGUGCGUCUCGGUGUGGGCUACGGACUCACCAGUCCACAGGGCGAUACGAUGCCGGAUUUCCUGCCGCCGGCGGGCCGCGUGUGUUUCUGGGGCGGCUACGGUGGGAGUGUCGGCAUCAUGGACCUGGACAGGAAGUUGACCAUCACGUAUGCCAUGAACAAGAUGGAGAACGCCGGCAUGGGGAACGAGAGGAGCAUCGCGUACGUCAGGGCCGUGUAUAGGGCUAUGUCGUAGGGUGGUCAAAGGCUGCGUAAGACGAGCGCUUACCUCGGAGGCUAUGCUUCACGAAGAUGUCGUUUAGGGAGUAGCUGCUAGUCAGUCUCUGGACCACAUGCGUAGUCAGCAGUGUGCUGGCAAGAUUGGGAGCAGUUAUUGCCAUCUAAGGGUUCACUUACAAUGGAAUCCCCACGAUCUAUUGUACCCAAAUCGCACAUACUACGCUUGCAUCGCCUCUGCCUAUGUCUCUACCUCUGUCC